CGCCUCUUGCGUCAUUCUUUCGCGCCGGAAGUCUAGGUGCGCUCCUCCUAGACGCUGAUCGGACUGCUGCGUCCGGAGGUGUAGAGGCGUUAUGGCCUCAGACGAAGAUGAAGUGAAUCUUCUGAUUAUCGUCGUCGAUACCAACCCAAUUUGGUGGGGAAAGCAAGCAUUAAAGGAAUCUCAGUUUACUUUCUCCAAAUGCAUGGAUGCUGUGCUGGUGCUGGGCAAUUCCCACUUAUUCAUGAAUCGUCGCAAUAAGCUUGCUGUGAUAGCCAGUCACAUUCAGGAAAGUCGAUUCUUAUAUCCCGGGAAGAACAGCAGGCUUGGAGACUUCUUGGGUGACCCUGGCACUCUCUUUUCUGACUGCAAUCCCUCUGGAAGUAAAGACGGAAAAUAUGAGCUGUUGACGGCAGCUGAUGACGUGAUUGUUGAGGAGAUUAAGGAUCUGAUGACCAAGAGUGAUAUAAAGGGCCAACAUACAGAAACUCUGUUGGCAGGAUCCCUUGCCAAAGCCCUUUGCUACAUCCAUAGAAUGCAGAAGGAAGUUAAAGAUAAUCAGGAGAUGAAAUCAAGGAUUCUGGUGAUCAAGGCUGCAGAAGACAGUGCAUUGCAGUACAUGAACUUUAUGAACGUCAUCUUCGCAGCACAGAAGCAGAAUAUUUUGAUUGAUGCCUGUGUUUUAGACUCCGACUCAGGACUCCUUCAGCAGGCUUGUGACAUCACAGGAGGACUAUAUCUAAAGGUGCCUCAGAUGCCUUCUCUCCUGCAGUAUUUACUGUGGGUUUUUCUUCCUGAUCAAGAUCAGAGAUCUCAGCUAAUCCUCCCACCCCCAAUUCAUGUUGACUACCGAGCUGCUUGCUUCUGUCAUCGAAAUCUCAUUGAAAUCGGCUAUGUGUGCUCUGUAUGUUUGUCAAUAUUCUGCAACUUCAGCCCCAUCUGUACUACUUGCGAGACAGCCUUUAAGAUUUCUCUUCCUCCUGUAUUGAAGGCCAAGAAAAAGAAACUGAAAGUAUCCACAUGAUAAAAUGUAUAUGUGUUUUCUCAUCUCAAGGCUGUGAAUAGACAUUGUAUGGCAGAGUCUUCAUUGGGAGUGCUCUGGAAAAAAAUACAGAUGUGUACAGAA
Messenger RNA from Jaculus jaculus (lesser Egyptian jerboa), 1123 nucleotides. It is a transcript of the gene Gtf2h3, whose product is annotated as general transcription factor IIH subunit 3. Lineage: Eukaryota; Metazoa; Chordata; Mammalia; Rodentia; Dipodidae. Bases 92 to 1021 code for a protein of 309 amino acids. Gene Ontology annotation, cellular component: transcription factor TFIIH core complex; transcription factor TFIIH holo complex. The record is from RefSeq and is a predicted model, not a curated record. Gene Ontology annotation, biological process: nucleotide-excision repair; regulation of DNA-templated transcription. The transcript is spliced from 13 exons.